Procambarus clarkii (red swamp crayfish) is the source of this 23919-nucleotide messenger RNA. Lineage: Eukaryota; Metazoa; Arthropoda; Malacostraca; Decapoda; Cambaridae. The record is from RefSeq and is a predicted model, not a curated record.
AUGGAGUGGAGGGGAAUUUGGUCGUACGUCGGGAACCUCAUCCCAGGAGCAGUGAGGAAGCGUCGGAUCGUCGAGGAGGAGGAGUUCGUCGAUGUCUCCGAGGGAGAAGACACUGCUGGGAGGAGAUCUGUCUCUGGCGCCGACGAGGAAUUUCUCUCAGGGGAAGAACUGUGGAUUGAAGAAGAACCUUUAACUGAAAUAGGACGGUGGCCUAAGGAAUCACCGGCAACUGAAGAUGAACUUGGAACUGAGGAACAGUUAGAAGAAAGGGAAGAACUAGAAGACGAAGAGGAAGUGGGAACUGGUGAAGAACUAGGAACUGAGGAAGAACUCGGAGAGCAGGAAGAAUUAGGAAGUCAGGAAGAACCUACUGACGUAGGGGGGUUGAAGGGCUCUGUCCCACUGGGCACAGUUACCCAGACUAAAGAUCACAUCAUAACCCGGGAACGUCCUGACCAACACCACCACGAUCUCCAAAACGUCGAGGAAGAAGAAGAAGAUGAAGAAGGUGCACAUAGAGAUCAAGAUAAAUUUGAAGGGGAGGAGGAGGAGGAGGAGGAGGAGGAAGAGAACUUGGUAGAUAAAGGAGAGGAGGAGGACGAGGAAAGGGGGAACAUAAUUGAUGAGGAAGAAGAGAAGGAUGAGGAUGGCGACGGGAUCCCCAGGUCCUCAAGUUCAAGCGAUUACGAGGACUCUUAUGAGGUGGAUACUGAGAUGGACACAAACACAGUGAGUGAGACGAGCGAAGAGUCGAGAAGAGGCGAGACUGGAACAAGAGCAGGUGCCAGAGUGUGGGGGUCGACGGGGCACGACGCUGGGAGAGCUGGGAGAGCCGGGAGAGAGCCAGGUGAGAGCCCAGAUGGGGCAGAAGAGGCAAGGAUGAACGGCGGAGUGUGCGAAAAGGCGGAAUGGGACGAAGUAGCCACUCGGAACGAGGAAACAGGUGACGUAUAUAGUGGAGAAGGAAGGACACGCGCCACAUUCUGUGCGAGUGAAGGAGCAGUCACUGCAGACGGCGGUGAACGAGCAGUCACUGCAGACGGCGGUGAACGAGCAGUCACUGCAGACGGCGGUGAACGAGCAGUCACUGCAGACGGCGGUGAACGAGCAGUCACUGCAGACGGCGGUGCGGGAACAGUCACUGCAGACGGCGGUGAAAGAACAGUCACUGCAGACGGCGGUGAAGGAGCAGUCACUGCAGACGGCGGUGAAGGAGCAGUCACUGCAGACGGCGGUGAAGGAGCAGUCACUGCAGACGGCGGUGCGGGAACAGUCACUGCAGACGGCGGUGAAGGAACAGUCACUGCAGACGGCGGUGAAGGAACAGUCACUGCAGACGGUGGUAAAGGAACAGUCACUGCAGACGGCGGUGAAAGACCAGUCACUGCAGACGGCGGUGAAGGACCAGUCACUGCAGACGGCGGUGAAGGAACAGUCACUGCAGACGGUGGUAAAGGAACAGUCACUGCAGACGGCGGUGAAGGACCAGUCACUGCAGACGGCGGUGAAGAAACAGUCACUGCAGACGGCGGUGAAGGAACAGUCACUGCAGACAGCGGUGAAGAAACAGUCACUGUAGACGGCGGUGAAGGAACAGUCACGGCAGUCGGCGGUGAAGGAACAGUCACUGCAGACAGCGAUGAAGGAACAGUCACUGCAGACGGCGGUGAAGGAACAGUCACUGCAGACGGCGGUGAAGGAACAGUCACUGCAGACGGCGGUGAAGGACCAGUCACUGCAGUCGACGGUGAAGGAACAGUCACUGCAGACGGCGGUGAAGGAACAGUCACUGCAGACGGCGGUGAAGGAACAGUCACUGUAGACGGUGGUAAAGGAACAGUCACUGCAGACGGCGGUGAAGGACCAGUCACUGCAGUCGACGGUGAAGGAACAGUCACUGCAGACGGCGGUGAAGGAACAGUCACUGCAGACGGCGGUGAAGGAACAGUCACUGCAGACGGCGGUGAAGGAACAGUCACUACAGACGGCGGUGAAGGAACAGUCACUGCAGAUGGCGGUGAAGGAACAGUCACAGUAGACGGCGGUGAAGGAACAGUCACUGCAGACGGCGGGGAAGGAACAGUUACUGUAGAUGGCAGUGAAGGAACAGACACUGCAGAUGGCAGUAAAGGAACAGUCACUGCAGACGGCGGUGAAGAAACAGUCACUGCAGACGGCGGUGAAGGAACAGUCACUGCAGACAGCAGUGAAGAAACAGUCACUGUAGACGGCGGUGAAGGAACAGUCACGGCAGUCGGCGGUGAAGGAACAGUCACUGCAGACGGCGGUGAAGGAACAGUCACUGCAGACGGCGGUGAAGGAACAGUCACUGCAGACGGCGGUGAAGGAACAGUCACUGCAGACGGCGGUGAAGGAACAGUCACUACAGACGGCGGUGAAGGAACAGUCACUGCAGACGGCGGUGAAGGAACAGUCACUGUAGACGGCGGUGAAGGAACAGUCACUGCAGACGGCGGGGAAGGAACAGUUACUGUAGAUGGCAGUGAAGGAACAGACACUGCAGAUGGCAGUGAAGGAACAGUCACUGCAGACGGGGGUGCAGGAACAGUCACUGCAGUCGGCGGUGAAGGAACGGUCACUGCAGACGGCGGUGAAAGAACUGUCAUUGCAGACAGCAGUGAAGGAGCAGACACAGCAGACGACAGUGAAGGAACGGACACUGUAGAUAUCAGUGAAGGAACAGACACUGCAGAUGGCAGUGAAGGAACAGUCACUGCAGACGGCGGUGAAGGAACAGUCACUGCAGACGGCGGUGAAGGAACAGUCACUGCAGGCGGCGGUGAAGGAACAGACACUGCAGACAGCGAUGAAGGAACAGUCACUGCAGUCGCCGGUGAAGGAACAGUCACUGCAGACGGCGGAGAAGGAACAGACACUGCAGACGGUGGUCAAGGAAUAUUCACUGCAGACGGCGGUGAAGGGACAGUCACUGCAGACGGCGGUGAAGGAACAGUCACUGCAGACGGCGGUGAAGGAACAGUCAUUGUAGACGGCAGUGAAGGAACGGUUACUGCAGACGGCGGUGAAGGAACAGUCACUGCAGACGACAGUGAAGGGACAGACACUGCAGAUGGCAGUGAAGGAACAGACACUGCAGAUGGCAGUGAAGGAACAGACACUGCAGACGGCGGUGAAAGAAUAGUCACUGCAGACGGCGGUGAAGGAACAGUCACUGUAGACGGCGGAGAAGGAACAGUCACUGCAGACGGCGGUGAAGGAACAGUCACUGCAGACGGCGGUGAAGGAAUAGUCACUGCAGACGGCGGAGAAGGAAUAGUCACUGCAGACGACAGUGAAGGAACAGUCACUGCAGACGGCGGUGAAGGAACAGUCACUGCAGACGGCGGUGAAGGAACAGUCACUGUAGACGGCGGAGAAGGAACACUCACUGCAGACGGCGGUGAAGGAACAGUCACUGCAGACGGCGGUGAAGGAACAGUCACUGUAGACGGCGGUGAAGGAACAGUCACUGCAGACGGCGGGGAAGGAACAGUUACUGUAGAUGGUGGUGAAGGAAUAGUCACUGCAGACGGCAGUGAAGAAACAGUCACUGCAAACGGCGGUGAAAGAACGGUCACUGCAAACGGCGGUGAAGAAACAGUCACUGCAGACGACAGUGAAGGGACAAACACUGCAGAUGACAGUGAAGGAACAGACACUGCAGAUGGCAGUGAAGGAACAGACACUGCAGACGGCGGUGAAAGAAUAGGCACUGCAGACGGCAUUGAAGAAACAGUCACUGCAAACGGUGGUGAAGGAAUAAUCACUGCAGACGGCGGUGAAGAAACAGUCACUGCAGACGGCGGUGAAGAAACAGUCACUGCAGACGGCGGUGAAAGAAUAGUCACUGCAGACGGCAUUGAAGAAACAAUCACUGCAGACGGCGGGGAAAGAACAGUCACUGCAGACGGCGGUGAAGAAAUAGUCACUGCAGAUGGCUGUGAAGGAGCAGUCACUGUAGAUGGUGGUGAAGCAAUAGUCACUGCAGACGGCAGUGAAGGAACAGUCACUGUAGACGGCGGUGAAGGAACAGUCACUGCAGAUGGCGGUGAAGAAACAGUCACUGUAGACGGCAGUGAAGGAACGGUCACUGCAGACGGCGGUGAAGGAACAGUCACUGUAGACGGCGGUGAAGGAAUAGUCACUGUAGACGGCAGUGAAGGAACGGUCACUGCAGAAGGCGGUGAAAGAAUAGUGUCUGCAAACGGCGGUGAAGGAAUGGUCACUGCAGACGGCGGUGAAGGAACGGUCACUGUAGACGGCAGUGAAGAAACAGUCACUGCAGACGGCGGUGAAAGAAUAGUCACUGCAGACGGCAUUGAAGAAACAAUCACUGCAGACGGCGGGGAAAGAACAGUCACUGCAGACGGCGGUGAAGAAAUAGUCACUGCAGAUGGCUGUGAAGGAGCAGUCACUGUAGAUGGUGGUGAAGCAAUAGUCACUGCAGACGGCAGUGAAGGAACAGUCACUGUAGACGGCGGUGAAGGAACAGUCACUGCAGAUGGCGGUGAAGAAACAGUCACUGUAGACGGCAGUGAAGGAACGGUCACUGCAGACGGCGGUGAAGGAACAGUCACUGUAGACGGCGGUGAAGGAAUAGUCACUGUAGACGGCAGUGAAGGAACGGUCACUGCAGAAGGCGGUGAAAGAACGGUCACUGUAGACGGCAGUGAAGGAACGGUCACUGCAGACGGCGGUGAAAUAACGGUCUCUGCAGACGGCAGUGAAGGAACGGACACUGCAGACGGCGGUGAAAGAACGGUUUCUGCAGACGGCGGUGAAGGAACGGUCACUGCAGACGGCGGUGAAGGAACGGUCACUGCAGACGGCGUUGAAGGAUCAGUCAUUGUAGACGGCAGUGAAGGAACAGUCACUGCAGACGCAAGUGAAGGGACAGACACUGCAGACGCCAGUGAAGGGACAGACACUGCAGAUGGCAGUGAAGGAACAGACACUGCAGAUGGCAGUGAAGGAACAGACACUGCAGAUGGCACUGAAGAAAUAGACACUGCAGACGGCGGUGAAGGGACAGACACUGCAGAUGGCAGUGAAGGGACAGACACUGCAGAUGGCAGUGAAGGGACAGACACUGCAGAUGACAGUGAAGUAACAGACACUGCAGAUGGCAUUGAAGGAACAGUCACUGCAGACGGCGAUGAGGGAAUAGUCACUGCAGACUGUGGUGAAGGAACAGUCACUGCAGACGGCGGUGAAGGCAUAGUCACUGCAGACGGCGGUGAAGGAAUAGUCACUGCAGACGACUGUGAAGGAACAGUCACUGCAGACGGCAGUGAAGGAAUAGUCACUGCAGACGGCGGUGAAGGAACAGUCACUGCAGUUGGCGGUGAAAGAAUAGUCACUGCAGACUUCUCUGAAGGAAUAGUCGCUGCAGACGGCGAUGAAGGAAUAGUCACUGCAGACGGCGGAGAAGGAAUACUCACUGCAGACGGCGGUGAAAGAAUAGUCACCACAGAUGGCAGUGAAGGAACAGUCACUGCAGACGGCGGUGAAGGACCAGUUACUGCAGACGGCGGUGAAGGAACAGUCACUGCAGACGGCGGUGAAGGAACAGUCACUGCAGACGGCGGUGAAGGAACUGUCACUGCAGACGGCGGUGAAGGAACAGUCACUGCAGACGGCGGUGAAGGAACAGUCAUUGCAGUCGGUGGUGAAGGAACAGUCACUGCAGACGGCGGUGAAGGAACAGUCAUUGCAGUCGGCGGUGAAGGAAUAGUCACUGCAGACGGCGGUGAAGGAACAGUCACUGCAGACGGCGGUGAAAAAGAGAUCGGCGGUUUAGGGGAAGAAAUAGAUGGAAGUGGAAAAGGAAAAGAGUUUACAGACCAUGGAAGAGAAGGAACAGGUGACGGAGAUGGAACAGAUGUUAGUAAUGAGCCAAGCGUUACAGAUGAUAGUGAUAGAACAGACGUUACAGAUGGAGACGGAACAGAGGGUGGAAAUGGAACAGAUGAUGGAGAUGGAACAGGCGUUACUGAUGGUGAAAAUGGAACAGAUGUUUCAGAUGAUGACGAAGGAACAGAUGGUGGAGAUGGAACAGACAUUUCAGAUGAUAGAGAAGGAACAGAUGGUAGAGAUGUAAUAGACAUUACAGAUGAACGAGAAGGAACAGAUGGUGGAAAUGGAACAGAUGACGGAGGAGCAGGUGAUGGAAAGGAAAUAGAUGUAACAGAUGGUGAAGAAGGAACAGUAGUUUCAGAUGGUAGAAAUAGAAAGGAUGGGGGAAAAGGAACAAGUGGUGUAGAUGGAACAGAUGAUGGAGAAGUAACAAUCGUUACAGGUGAUGAAGAAGGAACAGAUGGUGGAAAAUUAGCAAUUGGUGUAGAUGGAACAGAUAAUGGAGAAGGAACAGGUGGUGAAGAUGGAACAGAUGGCGAAGAUGGAACAGAUGAUGGAGAAGGAGCAGAAGUUACAGAUGGUGGAGGAACGGUUGCCAUCAACAGUGAAGACCAAGAAUCAGUCACCAUCAACAGUGAAGACCAAGAAUCAGUCACCGUCAACAGUGAAGACCAAGAAUCAGUCACCAUCAACAGUGAAGACCAAGAAUCAGUCACCAUCAACAGUGAAGACCAAGAAUCAGUCACCAUCAACAGUGAAGACCAAGAAUCAGUCACCAUCAACAGUGAAGACCAAGAAUCAGUCACCAUCAACAGUGAAGACCAAGAAUCAGUCAUCAACAGUAAUGACCAAGAAUCACUCACCAUCAACAGUAAAGACCAAGAAUCAGUCGCCAUCAACGGUGGCGGCCAAGAAACGGUCACAGUCAACGGCGAAGACCGAGAAUCAGUCGUCACAAACAGCAGUGAAGGAACGUACGCUACUGACAGUGAAAUAACAGACGUUACUGAGUUCGGAGCAGAAGGAGCGGGUAUACUGGAAGAGGGUGGUGGAGGAGCCGAUGAUGUAGAUAAACGAGGUAUAGAGGUUUCUGGCCUGGAGGAGGAAGGAACAGCAAGCGCCGAUGGUGGAGACGAAGUAGAAGAGGUAGACGAAGAGGUAGAAGUAGUAGACGAAGCACGUGAUGUAGGUGGGAGAGGCAAGGAUGUCACAGGUGGUGGCGGUGAAGAACCAGGCAUUACGAAUGGUGGAGGUGAUGGAAUGGAUAUUAGAGAUGGUGAAGGAGAACGAAUCGAUUCUUUAGCCUCUGCCAGAGAAAGAAAACAAACUAUUCCUUUAGACACUGCAGGAAGAAAUGGCACAGAUGGCAAGGAUAAAGCCGACAAGAAAGGUGAACCGGAUAUCAUGGGAGGCGGAGACGCACUAAUGGCUGAAGGAGAGUUCGCAACCACAGGAACUUUGGGAGGUAAAAGUGAGGGUGACGCAGAGAGAGAGACGUCUUCCACGUUAGACGCAGGUGACUUAACGAUGGAGACAGAGGAACUGUUGGGGGUCGACGCACUCGAGAACAUAGAUUCUGAAGAGUGCAAAAGAGCACAAACAUUCUCUGACGAUGGGAAUGCGAGUGAUAAAAAAGAAGAUAAGAAAGAGCAGAAUUACGAAUGCGUUUUGAAAAUUUGGGAAAAUGAUGAAAAUAAGGAAGUGAGUGAGGAAUGUGAGGAUGGAGAGCGAGAGUUGGGCAAGGUACCUGCUGACACUGACCGCCAAGUGAGGAAGAAGGAACUCCACCCACAAGAUGAACCGAAAAAAGAACGCCGUAUGUCAUCAGACAAAGACACGAAUAGCGACGAUGUUAGCACUUUGUGUGGUGUGGCUGAGGGUGAGACGGCAGGACUCCAGGAGGCCACACAGCCCAAGAAACAAACAGAGGUCGAGGAGGAGGCCACACAGCCCAAGAAACAAACAGAGGUCGAGGAGGAGGCCACACAGCCCAAGAAACAAGCAGGAGUCGAGGAGGAGGCCACACAGCCCAAGAAACAAGCAGGAGUCGAGGAGGAGGCCACACAGCCCAAGAAACAAACAGAGGUCGAGGAGGAGGCCACACAGCCCAAGAAACAAACAGGAGUCGAGGAGGAGGCCACACAGCACAAGAAACAAACAGGGGUCGAGGAGGAGGCCACACAGCCCAAGAAACAAACAGGGGUCGAGGAGGAGGCCACACAGCCCAAGAAACAAACAGGGGUCGAGGAGGAGGCCACAGAGCCCAAGAAACAAACAGGGGUCGAGGAGGAGGCCACACAGCCCAAGAAACAAACAGGGAUUGCACAGUUCUCUGAUAUAGCCAAGCAGAUCCUGAAGGAAGUUCAAGACAGUCGGUCAAGGAAAAUGAAGUGCUUAAGGGAUUUGCGGAGCUUAAAGCCCAGAACCAAAAGCUUUAUAAUAAAAAAAUAUAAUGAUAAAAGCAAUCCAGUGGAAAGGGACAAGUUCAGUUAUUACAGUGGUCGUCUUGAAACACAUGAUAAAAGGACAGUGUGUUGUGAACAGUCAUCUAAAUCUGUGCUGGAUGUUACCCAAGCUAAGUCACAUAAUUUUCAGUCACGUAUAUUGAAAAAAGAAACUUCUACGCAUACAUCGAAAUCAGAGAAUUCUACACAUCCAUCUAGUACUGAACUCGAGGAUGGGAAAACUUUAUAUUCUUCUCCCAGGGUUACUGAACCUCUUAGAGAUACUGUAGGCAUUAAAACGCCUCUGGAGAGUCAUGACAACACAGCUAGAUCACGCCACAGGUCUGGGGAGGCGUCUCAAGAAAAAGAUGCGACAUCUCUCCUCAAAUCUAGUAUGAUUCCUAUCAAACUAUUUUCCCCAAGUACUGAUGGAAAUUCCACCACUCAGACGUCAGAGGAAGACUCUAGUAUCAGUAAAACAAAGGAGAGUAGGAGGAGCGUGACCAUGACCAAGAAAAGUGUGGACGACACGUCCGGCAUACGACCAGCUGCUCACACUUCUAACUUUGUCAAAGACGCUAGAACCACACAUGUAAAGUCCUUCGCCGAGGACGCCGCUGGUAAUGGUUCUAUCAGCCCAUCUAUGACAGUAGUCGCCAGAGAGGCUCAGAAACCUGACUCGGGUAAUCCUAAAAGGUUGGCGGAGGGUGGGAGGGCGCUGCUAACUGAAGCAGCUCUGAAGCAGCUCCAGUCUUCUCCAGAGACGGGUUGCGUCAAGGUGGGUGACGACCGCGCUGCUGCCACACCCGCCUCGACCACCACACCCGCUACAGCCCCCACACCCGCCACAGCCCCCACACCCGCCUCGACCACCACACCCGCUACAGCCCCCACACCCGCCACAGCCCCCACACCCGCCUCGACCACCACACCCGCUACAGCCCCCACACCCGCCACAGCCCCCACACCCGCCUCGACCACCACACCCGCUACAGCCCCCACACCCGCCUCGACCACCACAUCCGCCUCGAUCACCACACCCGCUACAGCCCCCACACCCGCCUCGUCCACCACACCCGCCACAGCCCCCACACCAGCCUCGUCCACCACAUCCGCCUCGUCCACCACACCCACCUCGUCCACCACACCCGCCUCGUCCACCACACCCGCCACAGCCCCCACAUCCGCCUCGACCACCACACCCUCCUCGACUACCACACCCGCUACAGCCCCCACACCCGCUUCGACCACCGCACCCACAAAAGCCCCCACACCCCCCACACCCGCCACAGCUCCCACACCUGUCGACGAGGAAAGUAAACAAGUUUGUGAACUAUUACCACAAGAUACAGAUGAAAAACUUUACACUUUGAAGAAAGUAGUUGAUGGAAAUGACAAUAUCCAUGAAAGCGAGAACGUGAUACAUGUUGAUACAAAGACUCUUACUGUGGGGGAAUGUGUAAUACAUGGACACGUGACGGAGCCACUGAAAGAUACUUACAGUGCAACCAGAGAGAAUUAUCCAGCCAAGCAUCAGACGACAGUUAGUCCAGCACAUAGCAUAACUGACGGUGAUUUACCAUCACAUACUCUGGAUAUUGUGCAUGACGUCAUACAUACAGAUGAUAGCGCCACCAGAGGUACGUCCACUCGGCAUUACCAUGAACCAGAAGCUGCUGUGCAAGACGGUGUUGUGUCCUCACCCGAGACUCAAGAUAGCGGUCAGGUGUCCUCUCCAGAGACGCAAGAUAACAGUGUGGUAUCCUCUUCUGAGAUACUAGAUAAUAUUGAAGCUGAAAAUAUUGAGAACAAACCCUUCAGUUGGGACAAUGGCGAUAAUAAACUAGAGGAAGUAAAUAAGGAGGAACCUCUAGUUGUUGCGAUGCAACGAUACAGUCGUGGCGAAGUUAAGGUGAGUGUAUCGACGUCUUCGUCAGAAAAUGGUGACUUAGAGAAUCUUGAGGGUCCAUGGACAACGCCACAGCUGGCUCGGGUCGUGCAAGAAAUGGUAGUCUCCAGGAAGUUCAACAUGACUACAGCACAGGUGAAGAAGCGCCAAAACACCAUCACUCGGCUCGAUGUCCCUCAGAAGGACCGCAUUCUCAUCUUCGACAGCUCAAAACUGUCCAAGGCCAGACCUGAGAGGAGCGAGAGUGUUCCACCAUUGGGGACGCCCAGGCACAGGCAAGAAAGGAGGGCGAGUCAAACACAGGAGGAGGCGUUGAAGGGGGUAACUAGAGGCACGACAAUGAGUAGUCGAAAAAGCAAUCGAAAUGGAGACCCAGCUGAACAGUUAAUUGUUUCAAGAAUAAGAAAGGAGAUAGGUAGUCAAGAAGAAGGUUUGGAGGUGUCAGUGAACAGCCCAGUGCAAAACGAGGAGGAGAGUGCUUCCCCUGACAUUGAUGUACACUGUGGAAUUAAAGAUGACCCCCGACCUCACCAGAAAUACAGCUCCAAAACUAAAAGCAAGAAAACCUGGGGAUUGAGAGGAAAGCACUUAAAGAUGACCAGUGACCCCAGAAAGCACGAAGUCAACAAAACAAAAGGCACAAACGACAGAAAACUUUUGUCAUCUCCUAAAAUUGAGCGUUUGUGCCGUUCACCACAACUCCACAAAGGAAGAUCCAGCAAUAGCCUCACCAGGGACAUAUCUCCUAGACAGUCUCCAGUACGAAAUCGACGACAGAAAUCUACAAGGCCGGGCUCUCAGUCUGAGUCUCCAAAACUUGACUCCCCUCGGUCUCUCUCCCCAAAAAUAGGGUCCAUAAGAGGAUCACCAACGUCAGAGUGGUCCCCCAAACCGUAUUCAGCAAGGUAUCCUAGAGUCUGCUCUGCUAGAAUUACUAAGCCAGUUGUGAUCCAGGGUCGGAGGUCUCCCAGACUCUCACCUGUUCCAAAACAAUACCAGACGAGAAACUCAGACGAACAAACAAGUGAAGAACACCUCCCCUACACUGUUGCAGUUGCAAAAUCAUAUUUUGAGAACAAGCAAGAAGGAAACAAGGCGUUGCCAAGAGCUUCAGAGUAUGUGGCUGGGAAAUCUUUAGACUCAAGGAUUAAAGAAUCGGAGAAAGAGAGCACCAUAGAAAGAAUUUCUGGAAGUAAAAUAAGAAUUUUUGUGAAUGGAGAAACAUUUGUAGCUGAAAACCAAAUGAGUUCUGAAGCAGCCAGCACCCUGGCUGAGGACCCGCCCCUCCGUAGUGGUCUCAGAUCAGAUGCACAAGAGUCGAGGGUAGACUUCUUAGACAUAGAUAAAUUCAGGACCCCUAAAGCUGAGAUUGAUCUGUUUAAUAAUGCUAAAAUGAAUCAAAUCCCAAGAAACGAGGAACUUGAAAAAAAUAUGAUUGGAAGUAAUGAAGCAACUAAGUCAAAAGAGGCCAAGUCUUCCAAGCCAGUUCGCCGACAGUCGUCUGAUUGUCGUCAGCGGCUCGAUGUCUUCCUGGAAAACAAAGUUGCGCAGGACCAGCGUCAGCAGCGCAAUGUUUACAUCGCUUCAAAAACAAGCGGCAAGCUUGACUCUGAGAUCAUUCAGUUCUUUGAAUCUCAGCAGCAGAAACCUCGAGAGAUUUCAAGGAAUGAGAAGGUGAUCCCAGAGCACUUCAGAGGUGUUCGCAAGGUUGAGUAUAGGAAGACGUCACAAAGUACUGAGAAGACAGCAAGCAGCAACAUUUAUCCGGAGGACGACGGCCCUUCAGAUAUAAAGGCAAAUGUUAGUGUUUCUGGGGAGCUGAAUACCGAUGCCAGUAUACUAAAUAUAAACCCCAUAAGAGAGACGAGAGACGAAGCUUCAGUUGGAGAAGCAGAAAGUGUACAUGAAGAAUUGAAAAGUUCAGCAUCAAAUUCUGAAAUUGGCUUUGAAAUUAAUGAGUAUGUAGUUGCCGGAGAAAGGAGUAGAGCACCAAGUGACAAAACCAAAAUGAAAAUAAUAUGCGAGGAAAAGAAAGAAGAUAAUGAAAGUGUUGUGACACCAGAGACAAGUGACAGUACUGGAGGCCAGCUUGUGACGAAAGGAGAUACAGGGGAGGUGGUGACUUCGGUAAAGCCAGACGAAGUGGUGACGGUGGCAGAGGCAGCAGAAGAGGUGGUGACGACGGCAGGGGCAGCACAAGGGGCGUUGAUGGCGGCACGGACAGCGGAAGAGGUGGUGACGGAUAUUGAGCCAGAAAAGGAGGUCGUGACGACAAACGGGACAACUGAAGAGGUAGUGACAACUGUACAGCUACCAGAGGAGGUAGUAGCGAUGACGCAGACAGUAGAGGAUGUGGUGGCGGAAGCAAGGACAAAAAGGGAAGGUGCGACGGCAGAGACAAGAGGGGAGUUGGUGACAGGUGCAGGAGAGGAGGUAGUAACACCAGCAAGAGCAGCAAAGGCGGUGGUGACGGCGACAGGAGAAGAGGUGGUAUUGGCGACAACCACGGUAGCAUCCUCGUCCAGUAGCCAGAGGGAGCAGAGUGGCGACACUAGCACUUCGGCCGCUGGAGUGACACUGGACAAAAAUAACCAGAAGUUCGCAUCUGCUAUGGAUACCUCGAUGGAACGGGAGGACAGGUAUGUGGCAGCCCGGCGUCACGCAAGCCGCCACUUGAGCCACGAGCGCUUGAGGAAAAGAAAAGAGAAAGAGUGGGAGGAGAGUGGGAAUAUUCUCAAGAAUUUAGAAGACGCCACUAGUAGUUCAGCAAAUAGUAGGGACGAGUUGAUCGCCAAAUUCAGGCAAGACGAUGGCAUGAUGAUAGAGAAGAUCAGGACACUGAGGGAUAUAGGGCAGAAGGACCCAGAGGUGACAGCCAUACUUGAUGAACAAGAGACGGACAAGAUCAGCGGUAGUCUCAAAACCUCACUAGAGUUCGCUAGAGACAGGGGACGAGAUUGGGAUAUGAACGAACUCCAAAUUAGCGAAAAGACCGAAGUCUCGCAAGGUCCCGCGGUCACAAGAGGUGCAGCAACGGGUGACGAAUUAAUAUCUAUCCAAAAUGUGUUUCCGAACACGGAAGAAAAAUGGAGAAAUGCUGCUGUAGAGGGUGAGAGGAGAGAGGAAGGUAAGGCGGGCCACAUUGUGGGAGAGUGCGACGGGAGAGAGGAAGAGGAGGCUGCUGGGAGCCGACGAGGGACACGGGUGCAAGAUGAUCCUGCAGGUGAGGCCGUCAUCACCUACCCGAGGAGCCGGGGAAGGUCGCGUCCUCAUGCUGCUACUGCAACGCCCCUCACUGAUCACGACCCUGUAACUACCACUGGUCGCGACCUCGUAGCCGCCACUGAGCACACCUCCGUUACCAGGACCACUAGCCACCCCUCACCAUGCACCACCACAGACCAUGGGGCCACACCCUCCACCACAGACCAUGGGGCCACACCAUCCACCAACCACGAAGCCACACCAUCCACCACAGACCAUGGAACCACACCAUCCACCACAGACCAUGGGGCCACACCAUCCACCACAGACCACGAAGCCACACCAUCCACCACAGACCACGAAACCACACCAUCCACCACAGACCAUGGGGCCACACCAUCCACCACAGACCACGAAGCCACACCAUCCACCACAGACCAUGGGGCCACACCAUCCACCACAGAUCACGAAACCACACCAUCCACCACAGACCAUGGGGCCACACCAUUCACCACAGACCAUGGAGCCACACCCUCCACCACAGACCACGAAACCACACAAUCCACCAAUGCAAAAAUCAAUAAACUAAUCAUCACAGAUUUUGACGGACUAAGUCCUGAUGGGAAAACAUUGGUUAAGACAUUCACAAAACUUGUUACUGACUUAAAUGAAAAUAAUCGUUUAGAGGGAAACCAAACGGUGGAUUAUUCCAGCAAAACAUAUUCUACCGUAAACAUUCCCGAGAAGAAACAGCACACAAAAUCCAGCCAGGAUUCUCCAACCCUCCAUUUACUGGUGGCGAACAACGGCGACUGUGUAGAGAGCGGUGUGAUACACGAAAGAACGUCGCCUUCUGACUCGACCUCGAUGCAUGGUGACAUCCUCAACGUCACCCAGAGUGAAGCGGAAAUAUUUGAAGAUAACGUUAGUAACCAAGAAACUCUAUCUCUGAAGAAUUUUGAGAAAGAUUUGCAAGAUGGAGCGGUGGAGGAGGUGAGCUGGAGCGGCGGGGUCUCUGACGAGAGCGCGCUCCCCCAGACGCCUGAGGCCGCACUCAUGGCCCAGAUGCUUUCACUUGAUGGUAAACCCGCUGGUGAUGAUGCUGAGUUAGAUAAUGUUUUUGAUGAUUCCAAUACAGACGCAUUGCAUGAUGUGGGUUCUAAAAAGAUCACAAAAUGCGAUGAAACCGAUCUUACAACAACAACUCGUAGACUAUUGACAGGUCACAGACGGCUUACCAAAACGAUUUCAGAAGGAAACUUUACCUUAAAUGAGGACUCUGACUUCGGCUCGUAUAAGCUUGCAAAAAUUCCUCGCCCUCCUUCAUUUAAGAGAAGUCGGACAGAGAGUGAUUUUCGCCAAGAGAAAUUAGUAGGAGCCACAAAUGACGCAACUAAUGCGUCGACAGUGAGUGAAAUCUUCGCUCGUGGUGUAUCUGGGAGAAUUAAGACAAAAAGCCGGAGUGUGGAGAACAUCCGCCUCUCUAGCCUGACCUGUGUGGAGAUCCCCAACCUCGUCGACACCCCAACCUCCCCGAACACCACCACCUCCGCCUGUCGCAUUGUUGGGGUUCUCAAGAAGAAGGAUUCUAGGGAGAACGUCUUAGGUCUGCUGUCACCGUCCAAGGCAGAGGACUUGGACGGCGACAGCAGUCGUCCGAUGCAUGAUGGUGAAGCGGACGCUCUGGACAUUAAAAUAUCAGAAAAUAAAUCUGUAGAUAUUUCUGAAACAGAGAUAACUGUGAUUCCAAACUACCAAACGUCUGUUGUAAAGCCUUCUCAAUUGGUUUCGUCAGAGGAAAUAUUCGAAGAAAAGACUGAAGCAAAAAUUAUGCAGUGCAGCCAGACUUGGGAAACUUGUGAUAAAGAAAUUAUUAAACUUCCUGAUGCUACAAAAGCUAGAUUAUCUGUUGCUGGAAUACCAACAGAAACACACAUAUAUGAAAAUGUACCCGAAGUUACAUUUUGCCGAGGUGGGGCAACGGAAGCUCCUGUACAGCAUUUACCAGGAAGUGAGGAAGAGAUAUCUACCCCGGCUGAGGUCAGAAAACUUGUCCCCAAGGUGAUACACAUAUACGAGAACCUCCAAGCUGCUACAUCAGUCCCUGCCGGCGUCACAGCAACACAGUUUGUGGAUACUGAGCACAACCACCGAGAAAGCAUAUCCAGAGAAAUUGUACCAAAAAAAACUGUCCCUCGUAAAGGAUCUCAUAUGGAUGUAAAGAGCCAAUCACCGUCGCCUAUGAUGGCUAGGUUAUCGGCCAGUCAGCCCCUGAUUGGGGCUUACUCGCCCAAGCGAUCGGCAUAUGAACGAGCUUCCUUAAGGAGAAAACUUCAACCAGAAUCCGAGAGCAGAGCUGAAAAGCAAAGAUCAAAUUACAUGAAGCAAAAGGCAAUCAGAGUUGGAAUUUUAAAAAAACAGAAAUCUGACAUUACAGGAGUUCGGCUUCAAAAACUUCACUACUUUGAUAACGAGCUUCCAGGAGAAAGACAAAGGUCCUACUCAAUAAGUAGCAUAGAACCGAGAAAAUCCUCCAAAACUCGGACUUACGAGGAUGAGGAUAACAGAGAUUCAGAUCAACAAAUACCACUGAGGAGCGACUACGCUGAACCAAGUACUCAGAUGGAGGCGAGCAGCUUGGAUAGGCGUUGUCAGGGCUCCGUGAGCGCCAGCAGUAGCAGGAGCAGUGCUAUUGACAGGAUCCUACAAAGUUGUGCCCCUUGUAUUUCCAGCACCACAAGUUCUACACUGGAUUUGUCCGUUAGGUCACCGGCCUACACCAACGGUUCUAACGCUGACACUGACCCCUCUAGGGACGGGGAUCCCGACGAUGUGGGAUCCGGUGAUAGAGCAUUUCGUAGAGGCCAUAUGGGAUCCUCAGGAAGACAGCGCACAAGGAAUAAUAAACUUCCCUACAAAACCUCGUACUCAUCCUCAGACGUGACAUCCGUAGUAAGUUCUGAAGCCACCUUUGUUGCGAACGAUAACACGCCUUUGGUCAGUCAAGUAGCUUUAGAAAACACAAAACCUCAUGCUGUUAAAUUCUGCCAUAAAAAAAGUGCAAGCGCAGUAGGAACGACAGGUUACGAAGUAGAAGCCCUUCGAGAUCCAGUGCCAACCCAAAGCAGUUACAGUUUGGUGUUAAACCCGGCAAUGGAUGGUACAACUGUAGCAACGUUUUCUGAUACCUGUUAUACUGGAGAUGAGGUGACCACCACUAGCGAACACGAGACGGUGGAAAAUAGCUUCUUGAGUUUUGAGGAAGAGAGUUCGACACCGGAGCAAGAAGGAAGAGCCACCGAUGACACAGACUUCUACAGUGAACUCUUGGACACCAUCUUAAGUGUGGUCGAUGCGCAAGAGCCUUCUUUUUCUACAGAAACUGAUGUUCCUUGUCCAGAGUCUGAGGGCAGUGUUGCUUCCCGGGUACUAUCGCAUCAGAAAACUGCAGAAUCCGGUGAACAGCCAGUUGAAACCACGAAAGACGACAAACAAUUAUCUCCAUCUAAGGAAGACAGGGAGCACCCCAAAGACAAUAGUGAUUCAGAAUCAACCGCAAGUGUCAAUUCAGAAUUGGCUGAUGUGCGUCGUCGCAUCACUGAAAGAUUCCCACCUAUGCCCCGGGCAGACCCCCAGGCUAGCCAGGAGUCAGUUCUGGUCUCACCUAGUGCUCUGUGCCCCAUGCCCACCUGCACCGCCUGUUGUGAUCAGAAUCUUUGCAUCUCACAGCCCCUCGUGUUUACUUUUGAUUUUCCGGUUGCCUCGCCGUCCGCCGGUGAACCUGCUCGUGCCGCCAGUCUACCAUAUGUGGACUACCAGUGCGAGGAAGCUUCCCGCGACAACAUCAGCAGGUCGAUUAGCCUCCCUCAUGACCCGGAGGUAUAUCAUAGUACACAGGUUGUCUUUCGCACCGAGCACGACGACGAAGAGUAUUGGAGCGCCGGAGAGGAUGCUGGCCGGGGCUCUCCAAAGGUCUCUAGUGCCCGUACUCAGCCCCAGAGCUCAACACGCCCAGAUCUCUCGUCCCAGGACUCAUCACCCCAGGAUUCCUCACCUCAAGAUCUUUCGCCCCAGGACCACACGUCGCAGGACGAUCCUCAGACAGAUUCUGGGUUGGAGGGGUGCAGAGACCACAGUGAGAGUUCGAGUAAUCAACUGGCAGAGGAACUGUCACAACUUCGGUUGGAGAACGAGAAACUCGUCGUCAGGAAUCGUUCAUUGCAAAGUGAGGUGGAAGAGCUGCGCAGAGUGAAGGAGAACAUAGUGGGGGACGAUCAACUUAAGCCGCGGAUCAAUGAAAUGACAAUAGAACUUACACAUGCCAAGGAGGCUCUUUCGGCAUUGAAAGCAGAUAGAAAACGUUUGAAAGCAGAGAAAUUUGAUUUGUUGAACCAGAUGAAGCAGUUGUAUGCAACACUUGAAGACAAAGAAAAAGAAUUACGGGACUUUAUUCGAAAUUAUGAGCAGCGCAUGAAGGAGAGUGAUGAGUCCCUACGCCACCUUGCGGCAGAGAGAGAUGAAACAGAACGAGAAAAGUGGAACAUCCUGAAGCAUGCUAGGGAUGAAUCAGAGAGAGUUGUUAAACUCUCUGCCCAGCUUGGUCUCAAGGAAGCUACUGUAAAGAGGCUUCAAGAAGAACUUGAAAUGGUCCGUAGGCAGCUCACAUCUGUGGGAUACUACAGUGAUGCAGAGUCUGUCCGGACUAAUGGGCUGACAACACCAACAGCCUCCACACCUGCUUGUUCACCUUUGCCACUUUCCACCCCAACUCCUACCCCUAAUGGUCGUGGAUCAUCAGCAGACUCUGGUGUAAGAUUUUCAAGCGAUCGAGAUUCGACUGCUAGUCAUGACGGCUCCCUUACCAUUACUGUUGGGCGAGGAUCUCUGGACUGUGAUUCGCUAUCAGUCUGCUCCUCGGCCACUGCUGUUUCUCAGUACUACUACUAUGCAUGUGGAGCAGGAACCCCCAAGGAGUCACCUUCUCUCUCCCCUCUUUAUGCCACACCAGUUUGCUUAAAACGGGAGGAACAGAGUGGGGACAAUACUCCCACUAGUGCAUCAACUCCCACAGCUGCUAGUAUUAAUUCUCCUGCUGUAUGUGGACUUGCAAACAGUAGUGCAAAUGCAGGAGGGCUGAGUCGUUCAGCCGAGCAGUUGUGUGAGAGGUUGAGUGAGGCAGCUGACUCUUCUAAAGCUCGAGGUACAAGUACCCUUACCCGCAAGAGUCAUAAGGGUGGAAGUACCUGGGGGUCUAUCUCAAGAGUAUUUGCCAGACAGAAGAAGCGUGCAGCUCUUGAUGCUUCAUUGUAUGAUGGUAAUGGGAGUGACAAGCGUGCCUCCUGGUCUCCAAGUUCAUCCUUGUGUGCCUCACCCUUAACUGAAGAAAGUUACUCUGAGAAACUUAGACUUUUAGAAGAGGCACAACACAUUCCAUUGGAGAGAUGGAAAGCUCCAACUGUUCUAGCUUGGCUGGAAGUUACUCUGGGCAUGCCUCAGUAUGGUGCCAUGUGUGCUGAGAAUGUUCGAAGUGGAAAGGUUCUUCUAGAACUCAGUGACUCAGAAUUAGAAGCAGGCCUAGGUAUCACUCACCCAAUGCACCGCAAGAAGCUUCGGUUAGCCAUUGAAGAACUUCGUGAACCUCGCUUAUCUCGUUUUCCUCGCAUAUCUGCACUGGGACACACGUGGGUUUCCUCCGAGUGGCUACCAGACUUGGGCCUUCCACAUUACUGUGAUGCCUUUGCCAACAACCUAGUAGAUGGUCGGCUUCUGGAGGCUCUUACGAAAAAAGAGUUGGAGAAGCAUCUAGGUGUUCAUCGCAAGUUCCACCAAGCUUCAAUAAUCCAUGGAGUACAUCUUUUAAGAAUUGUUAGAUUUGACAGACAGGUAUUAGCAGAGCGUCGUCGUCAGUGUGAUGUCAUUGAUGCUGAUCCAGUUGUGUGGACAAAUAUGCGGUGGGUACGAUGGGCAAGAUCGAUAGACCUUGCUGAGUAUGCAGAUAACCUUAAGGACAGUGGUGUCCAUGGUGCUCUAGUGGUCCUGGAAUCCUCUUUCACUUCAGACACAAUGGCCACAGCCCUAGGAAUCCCUCAGUCUAAAAAUAUAAUCCGGAGACACCUGGCUACAGAACUGGAGAGCCUUGUGAAUCCUGCAAGACAACAGCUUGAUGAGCAAGCUCGAUAUGCAAAAAUGGAGCGCCGCCGGCAGGAGAAAUUAGCUGCUGGAGGAAGUCUAGGACGGUCAUUCUCCCGAAGCUAUGGCACUGGUCUAGAAAAGGGUGAAAAAGACAAGAGAAGAGCAUCACUAAGACUCUCUUAUCGUACUUGCUUUGGAUGGAGGCGACAUCCACAACUUCUCCCAGUGAAUUCCACUGGUUUACCACCUGCAAUGCAUCCCUUGCAGAAAAAGGUUUGCGCAUUUCCUACACUUCCGUCUAAGGGGUCUUUAAGUCGUGCUCUUGGUCUUCGCUUACGUGAGGAGGCUGCCAUAUCAGGUAAUGGUGGUGAGUCCUCUUCCUCAGGAGGGCAUUCCCCAGCUGUAAUAGCAAGGACUAAUGCUCAUCGAGCAACUCAUGGUCGCCCUCGUUCCACUAUCAUGCCUUCUGGUGUUUAUGUGCAUCAUGAGACACAUCGUCGUGUAAAGAGUAUUGGAGAUAUUGAGACUAUCACUGUGACACCAGUUUAGCAAUACUCAUGCCAGCGACUCAGAUUGAUGUUCGCUGAACGAUGUGCCGAAGUUUGUUCAUUUGUGUGUUCUCCUGUUUUCCGAACGUUCAACUAAACACAGUAAAUGUGUUAUCAACAGGGUGGAUAGAUUUAGAUGCAUUAGAUAUACAAUACUAAACUAUUAGUCAAUGUAAAUGGCACUUACAGAGUAAAUACUUUGUAAGAAUAUUACAUUAUUUCAUUUUGAAACUAUUAUCAUGUAAUGGGGAAGAUUUUUGGAACACAUGAGGUGCACUAGUAAUGUAUGCAAAACCACUAAAAUUGCUGCAACCUCAUUCCUAGAACUCCCCAAGAAUGACCAAGUAAUUCCUAUGCUAUAAUUCUACUGCCACUGAGAUAUUUUGAUAUAUUAUUUGAAACACAGAUUCAUAUCGAAAACGUUUGGUAUAAUUUGAUACUAGUCGAGUACAAGACAAUAAGUAACCACAGGGACCACACCAGAUGGCCUUUCCCCGUGGGUAGCUCUCAGGCUAGUAUAACGUGAUCCACAAACAGUGCUUAACAAAUUGGUUAGUAGGCUUAAACCAGGACCUUGUGCCAUGAGCAGAAUAGCCAAUGUUUGAAAAAAAUAUGCAUAUCUUAAGGUUUACAUAAAGGUAUCUCAAAAUAUGAGCAUCUAUAUAUGUAUUGUACACAAACUGCAUAGAUUAAGAUGAUAAAACUUGUGUUUCAAAUUUGUUUAAUAAGUACUCAAUUUGUUUUCUGCCAGUAUUAAAAUACAGCAGUCAUGGAAUGAGCAUUAUGAACAAACACAUGGGACCAGGUAACUUUUUCAUGGAAAGGUUCCAUAUUUUUCACACUUAGAUUUUUCUCAGAAUUGUGGUCUUUCAGUCUGCUGCAUCAAUCACUUACGUCUGUCAAAUUUAUCUGCUUGAGGUUUAGUAACAGCUAAUGAAUGUGUACCGGUAUAUGGACAUUUUAAGAAAUUAUUGCUUCAGAGAUCACUCAGUUGCUAGCCCUCAGGUGGUGUUUAAGAGUCUGAACUAGUUCUCUGUAAAUAUUGUGUAACUUUUGUACUUAAACUAUAGUAUAUGUGUAUGUAAUGCAAUGUAAGUUAUUAAUUUAUGCUCCUCUUGAUGACUUGGUUGUUGUGUGUUUGACUUUAUGUAAACAAAUAUAUAAUCUCAUAGCAAAGUUGAAUUUGGACAACUAAGCAUUCAAGAUAUAUAUAUACUGUAUACAUUUUUUAUUUUGGCGCUUGAGAGUAGGAUUGUACUCAUUAUAAUGCUGCCAAGCACAUUACAAUAAUGUUAAAGGUUACUUUAUAAAGGAUCAUAUUUAUUAGUAAUGUAUUAUGUUCUACAGAUGCUGCAUUAAAAUAGUACUGUGUGUGGUUUUCAAUUAUGAAAUUUCCCAUAAUGUGAAUGUUACUAGUCAGAUAUAUUUUUAUCGACUGACCUUGAGAUUUCUGAUUUCAUGUAUCGGUUGACAGGUGAGAUAUAAGAUUUCAUUUAUUAUUUAACAAUGUAAUUUUCCUCUCCAUUUGUGACUUUGUCAGCAGUUACUUGCUUUUCUGGAAAUUUAGGUAUUCAAUAACCAAGUAAAGAGCUAGGCAUAAUUGGUGUAUAACACGAAUUGAGCUCUUUUAGUAAAGUUUAAGGUUGUAACAUCUUAGAAGAUUAACCCGAAGACCAUUCAUUUGUUUGAGAAACCAGUGUGUCGCAUGGAAUUAUGAUAUGGUCAGAAUACUGUAUUAGUUUUUAUAUAUUCAAAAAUAGCCUGUUAAAGUAUUUCAAAACACACCUGGAGAUACGAUCAAAAAUUUUUAAUUUCAAAUAUAUCAGUUUUGUGUGUAAAGCUGAUACAAUUUACAGCUCUUAAAGCUAUAUUACAAAAAUACUUCAUACUCAAUUUAGUUAAGUGGCCUGUAUAUGCUGAUAUGGUCACAAGGUGAUGACUGUAAACUUUGCAUUUCUGUUGGAUGCAGCCACUGCCAGCCCAAACAUAAAAUGUAUGAAAGCAAAGAACUGGGAUUAGAUAGGAUUAUUUGGCCCAUAAAUAUAAUUCAUAUGCACAGCUCAAAAUUUAUCCCACUAUUUUUUUUUUAACUGAAUAGUAGAUAAUAGCUCAACAGGAAUUUGCUGUGAACCAGCCUUGCAAUGUGGAUAGCUUUGCCACUGCUCUUCAGACUUUUUUGGAGCACUAUAUAGAGAGAUGGGGAGUUUUUUUUUAAUACACUUGUAUAGGUCCUAUUUCUAUUAUUAGUUACAUAUAGGACUAACAAUAUAUAGCUAAAAACUCUAGUAAAUUCAGUGUAUUCACUCAUGAAUAUUUAAAGUAAUUGUGGAUAACAGUACUUGUGUAUUGCAUAACAAACUAUGAGAUAUUAGGCCUAGAAUUCUUGAUGAGAUACAAGAAAGUGUUGCAAGCCAGUUUUAAAAGGCCUUGAAGACAUUAAGCUAUUUGUAUUUGCAUUGCUGGUUAGUCAUAUUUAAUAUAAUGCAACGGUGUGACAAUGGAUAACUUAAAAGCUUUAUUUAUAAUGUGAAUGAACAGGUUAAUUACUAUUCUCAUAUUAUGAAAGAAAUUUGAAUUAUCUUGUCACAAGCUGAAUCUGAGUGAGAAACAGAGUUGUCAUCCAAAGCAAGUGCAUUGUAUUUUUAUAUAUCUGUAAUUUAUGAUAGUGUUGGACUGUAUAUAAAGACAGCUACAAUGUGACCAUUGGCCGGAUCGUCAUGACCAGAUACUACAUGAAUGUAGGAUAAGCAUUUGGAAAUACAGUAUUGUACAUGCAUUUGUAAUUUGUUGGUGUUAUCUUUUUAAUGUUUUCAUAAUUAUAUUAUAUUUCAAUUUCAGUUGGCUUACCUAGCUUUUGAGGUGGCCAUUAAAUAUACAUUUGUAUUGGAUUAAGAAAUUGAUAUGGUAAUUUAUUUUCUUUCUCACAUAGCUUUAACCAUGUCAAAUAUCCUUAAAGAUAUAUAAAUAUUUAUUUAAAAUCAUGUUAUUGUAACUCAUUGAUUUUUGAGCAGAUGGAUUACCAGGCUUUACUAAGACUUAAAUUAUUCUUCUUCUUUUAUAUAUAUCUAUAUAUAUAUAUCUAUACAUACAAUUAUAAAUUAGGUCAGGUACCAAAUUACAAAUGCAGCUACAAGUUUGGCAUAAUUAAAAUUAAGAAAAAGUAAGCAGUUUCUUAUGAAUAUUGUAUUUUGACAAAUUUAUAAAAUACAGUAUAUAAGAGAAUUUUAAUAUUGUUAAAAAUAAUCAGUUGAUGUGGGUCUAGGGAAUUACCAACUUACUAAGGUAUUACUCUACAUAUUUUGCCAAGAGGAACGUCAUUAUAAAGGAGAAUGUGAGCAUGCAAUGCGAGAUUAUUAAUACCUAGGUCAGACUUUCCAGACUUUUAACACAACUGAAUGAAAUCAAUCAGAACUACCUUUAUACUGUAUAUAGAUAUAAAAAACUACCGUGUAUUCUUAUAUUACAAGAAUAGAUUCAGGUCAUGUUAUUAAAGAUGUAUACAGUAUUUUUUAUUGGAAAUGGCACAUUAUUACUGCUCACAUUUACUGUUGUAAUAAUUGCUUAGUUAAUUCUUCAGCAAAUUAUACCAUUCAACUCACUUUUAUAAUUAGUUUCAUUAGUUCUUUAUGUUGAGUACUAGCUUAAAAAUUGGUAGUUUUCACCUGUACAUCAGCUAACAUUAGAAAAUAAACAAAGCUGUAUUUGUUCUCUUACCAUAAGAUAGCUAAUUCUAAGGUCACUGGCGAGCCGACUGUUUGACAUUCCAGUUUGUUUCUUACCUGGAAACAAUAAAAACCAUUAGUUA